AAAGGUUCUUCGAUCGCCGUCUCAUAAAAAUUCCGUCAACACUAUAAAACUCAGAGUUUCUUCCAUCUCUUUCAUCCUUGUCGUUGUUAAGGUUUCUUUCAUAAACUUCAAAACGUGGAUUAUCAAUCAUUCUCCUGAGAAUUGAUAAAAGUUUUGAUCUUUGGCUUUGUUUGAGGUAUAAAGGUUUGGUAAUGAUUCCGGAACUAGGAAGAAGGACGAUGCUUAGAGGUAACGAAGAUCCAUCUUUUGGAGAUGAAUACGAGAAGGAGAUUGGUGUGUUGCUCAGUGAGCAGCAGCGGCGGCAAGAGGAAGCUGAUGAGCUUGAGAGAGAGCUUAACUUGUACAGAAGCGGCUCUGCGCCGCCUACUGUUGACGGCUCCUUCAGUGCUGCAGGAGGGCUUUUCAGAGGUGGGGCGGCGGCUCCUUCACUUGACUUUGGUGGUGGGAAUGGGUUUGAUGAGGAGUUCAGGAAGGAUCCGGAUUACUUGUCUUAUUACUAUGCUAAUAUGAAGUUGAAUCCUAGGUUGCCUCCUCCUUUGAUGUCUAGGGAGGAUCUGAGGGUUGCUCAGAGGGUUAAAGGGAGUAGUGCUGUGUUGGGUGGGAUUGGGGAUAGGAGAAAGGGGGAUGAUGGGAGCAGAUCUUUGUUCUCUAUGCCUCCUGGUUUUGAUCAGAUGAAGCAGCAGCAGCAUGAGUUUGAGCCUCAGAAGGCUUCUUCUUCUGAGUGGGAUGCUACUGGUCUUAUUGGUUUGGAUCUUGGUGGCAAGCAGAAGAGUUUUGCUGAUAUCUUUCAGGCUGACCAUCCUGUUCCACAGCAUCCCUCACGUCCUGCGAGUCGGAAUGCCUUUGAUGAGAAGGUCAGUCCUACGAAUAACCAGUCUCCAUCUGCAUCACAAGGCGUUGGUGCCUCAUCUCCUUUCAGCUAUGCAGCUGUACUCGGUUCUUCAUUGUCCAGAAAUGGAACUCCUGAUCCUCAGGCCAUUGGUAGGGUACCUAGUCCCUGCCUGACUCCCAUUGGUAGUGGAAGAGUGACUUCAAAUGAGAAUAAGAGGAACACAAAUAAUCAAAGCCCCUUCAACGGUGUUACAUCUGGUCUCAGCGAGUCUUCAGAUCUCGCCGCAGCUUUAUCUGGCAUGAACUUGACAGGCAGUGGUCAGGCUGAGCAGGAUGUCGAAAAGGUCAGGAACUACAUGUUUGGUGGACAUAACGACGGGUUCCUAAACAAAUCUGAUCAAGCCGCGCAUAAGGGAACUGAUUCCUGGAGGAACUCGCAGUUGAGAGGGUCACAAGGAUCUGCCUAUAACGGUGGUGGACGUGGACUACCUGGUCCCUACCAGCCUCAGCAUCUUGAUACCCCGAACUAUAGUCUAAACAACUAUGCAUUAAAUCCAGCUAUGAUGGCGAGCCAACUUGGAAGUAACAACUUCUCUCCAAUGUAUGAAGAUGUUUCCUCACCAUCUGCUUUGGGAUAUUCUGGAAUGGACUCCAGACUUCAUGGGAGAGGUUUGGGUCAAAACCUCUCUGAGUCACAUAAUCUUGGCAGGAUCAGUAACCGGAUGAUGGCAGGAAAUGCUGGUCUUCUUCAGACACAUAUUCCCGACCCAAUGUAUCAUCAGUACGCUGAUUCGCUCGAUCUUCUCAAUGAUCAUCAGUAUGGUAAUUCAUACAUGAAUAUGCUGGAACUCCAGAGGGCUUACCUCGGAGCUCAGAAGUCACAGUAUGGUCUCCCUUACAAAUCCGUUAGCCCUAACAGCCGUAGCUAUUAUGGGAGUCCAACGUUUGGGUCUAAUAAUAUGUCUUUUCCUGGAAGCCCAUUGGCUCAUCACGCUAUGCAAAGCUCUCUUAUGGCUCCUUGCAGCCCCAUGAGGCGAGGUGAAGUUAAUAUGCGGUAUCCCUCUGGAGCAAGAAACUAUCCAGGAGGGGUAAUGGAUUCUUGGCACAUGGAUGGUGGUUUGGAUGGAGGCUUUGGUUCUUCAUUGCUUGAAGAGUUUAAGAGUAACAAAACAAGAGGAUUUGAACUUUCUGAAAUAGCUACUCAUGUUGUUGAGUUCAGUGCGGAUCAAUAUGGGAGCCGGUUUAUUCAGCAGAAACUAGAGACAGCAACAACUGAUGAGAAGAACAUGGUCUAUGAGGAGAUCAUGCCACAAGCUCUUGCACUGAUGACUGAUGUUUUUGGAAACUAUGUUAUUCAAAAGUUCUUUGAGCAUGGACUCCCAGCACAAAGGAGAGAAUUGGCAGAGAAGCUCUUUGACAACGUUUUGGCUCUUAGCUUACAGAUGUAUGGUUGUCGUGUUAUCCAGAAGGCAAUAGAGGUGGUUGAUUUAGACCAGAAGAUUAAGAUGGUGAAGGAACUUGAUGGACAUGUGAUGCGAUGCGUGCGUGAUCAGAAUGGGAACCAUGUGGUUCAGAAGUGCAUCGAAUGUGUGCCUGAAGAAAACAUCGGAUUCAUCAUUUCAACUUUCUUUGGUCAAGUUGUGACACUCUCCACUCACCCAUACGGGUGUCGCGUUAUUCAGAGGGUGUUGGAACACUGUCAUGAACCGGAUACACAGAGCAAGGUUAUGGAAGAGAUCCUGUCCACAGUUAGUAUGUUAGCCCAAGAUCAGUAUGGAAACUAUGUUAUUCAGCAUGUGCUGGAGCAUGGAAAACCUGAUGAGCGUACGGUGAUAAUCAAGGAGUUAGCAGGGAAGAUUGUACAGAUGAGCCAGCAGAAGUUUGCGUCGAAUGUUGUUGAGAAAUGUUUGACUUUUGGAGGUCCAGAGGAACGAGAACUGCUCGUGAAUGAGAUGCUUGGCACUACUGAUGAAAACGAGCCUCUUCAGGCGAUGAUGAAGGAUCAGUUUGCAAACUAUGUAGUGCAAAAGGUUUUGGAGACAUGUGAUGACCAACGUCGUGAGCUGAUUCUUACUCGUAUUAAAGUGCACCUUAAUGCGUUAAAGAAGUACACUUAUGGAAAGCAUAUUGUUGCCCGUGUUGAAAAACUCGUUGCUGCUGGAGAGAGGAGAAUGGGUUUGCAGUCGCAAAACCAGCCUCAGAUGGUGUAAGGCUGCAAGUGUUGUACAGCUUAAUUAGGGUGUACGGGUCUGCCACUGCGUUUUGAGAAUUUAGGUAAGAUCUAAAACUGGAAAUAAUAAAAUCUUUGCAGGGAAAUUGUGAAAGGGAGAGAGCACUUGUUUCUCUGCAAAAAUCUUUGUAAAAUCGUGUAGUUUCUCGAUACAUAGAACCAAACAUCCCUCUUUAGGCUGAUGAGUGAGUGAGAAUGGUGUAAAGAUGGGUUGUGAAAUGGAAAUGGUGAGAGGACUUUAGGGUUUCCUUCACACAAGGAGAAUGGCUUUUGUUAUAAUUUGCCAAAAUGUGUAGAAGAGAGAAUGUUGAUGCUUUUAGGACAAUCCCAAUGUUAGAGAUUUUCUGCCCAUCUUAUGUAAUUUGUUUCAUCACAACUCUUUUAUUUCGUAUUUUGCAAGGCACUCUUUUUCGUUUAUUGAAUUUUGC
Messenger RNA from Eruca vesicaria subsp. sativa (arugula), 3489 nucleotides. Lineage: Eukaryota; Viridiplantae; Streptophyta; Magnoliopsida; Brassicales; Brassicaceae. The record is from the annotation of a GenBank genome assembly.